Capronia epimyces CBS 606.96 is the source of this 2823-nucleotide messenger RNA. RefSeq lists its product as uncharacterized. The record is from RefSeq and is a predicted model, not a curated record. NCBI's taxonomy places the organism in Eukaryota, Fungi, Ascomycota, Eurotiomycetes, Chaetothyriales, Herpotrichiellaceae. Bases 1 to 2823 code for a protein of 940 amino acids. Gene Ontology annotation, molecular function: triacylglycerol lipase activity. The transcript has a single exon.
AUGGACUCUGCCAGUUCUUCUGGGACAGAAGACCAUACGUCCACUCAUGAACAGGACCAUGACCGUGACCAGGACUCGUCUCCGCUUCUCGAAGCCCGGGGAGGCCUCGCUGAUUUUGGGCCCUCAUCAGCUAACCAGGGCCCAAGACCCCAACUCGCGACUGAAGGGCUUCAUGACGACGACAUCAUCGGGGUCAGUAUCGGCCGAUCCCAGACUCAUAUGCGAUCCCCAGAAACACCGGCUGCUGAGAAGGCGAGAGCGUUGAACUUGCCACUGGAGUCUUUCCAGCGAAUCUUGUCCUCGACCGAGGAGGAAAAUGAAAGCGAGGAUCAACAAGAACCCGAUUCCACAUCGGCCUACGAUGGUUUGAAGCCUACACCACUCUUCCUGGAUGGCAAGGCGUCCACCUCUACAAUUGACCUGGCGGAAGACAAGGUAUCUUCGGCCCAAUUAGUCGGAUCUCACCACAAAAGGAGUGGGCAUGGUCAAGCUGAAGGUUCAAAUAUCUCUCCCAAGGGGACCUAUGCAGACCACAUUCGGAAAGGAGCAGACUUGGGGCAAGAAUCGUCGACCCCGAGGACAGAUCAAUCUCCUCUACUUCACCCUCGCGCCCAGACCGACAUCGAAGCCGUACCACAGGAAGAAUCGCGGAAUGGGCCAUUCCAUAAAUCAUCACUGGCAAAGGCAUUCUUGAAUGCGGCGGACCACAGUGGAAGGGGACGUUCGUUCUCAGGUCCGACCGCUCUGUUUUCGAACCUCCGCAAAUAUCUGCCCGAUAUACCCUCGCCGUCGUUCAACCGAAGUUCAAUCUCCCUCAUACCAUUCGGCAACAAGAAUCCAAGCAAUUCAGACUUUGAACCCGCUGCCGACUCACCACUAUCUCCAUUCGAAAGAGCUAUGACGUUUCGAUGGUCCGUACGCGAACCGGUCGAGAAGCAGGAGAUGACCAGAUCUCAACCAGUGACUCCGCCAGAACGGCUGACUUCUGGCCACCUCGCCAGUGCUCCAAAACCGAUGCACCGGCCUGAUGCACAUGAUGAAGCGCUGCUUUCCCCUAUCAGCCCAGCAUCAACCAAGAGUCGUGCACGUUCCAACUCCGAAGGGUCUCUUUACUUGAUGAGGAAAGCGUCAGGGAUGUCUACAUGGGACGACAUCAAUGCCUUUGCCGACAUCACCGAGAUGGCCAAUUCUCGUUUGAAAGCGAUCACGGACAGCUUCCAGAAUUCAUCGUUGAGGCUACCCAAACUUCCAACCAUCCGCCCGAUCCCGAAGCGGAUCGACACAGUGGCCACGGGCCGUGAUGGACACGCGCACGCAGGCCAAGGCAUAUCCAAGAAAGUCGGAAUGGGUGCCGGUAACAUUCAAGUAGAGACUCCCCAGCAAAGGGCACAUCCAAUUUUAGCUCGCGCCCUCUCGAAAACGACCGGCGACAUUGUCGUUCUGGGGGGCUACCGAGGCUCGAUUUUGAGAUCCGCUCAGCCGCCUCAUCGACAGCUUUGGGUGCCACUCAAGGUUGGAUUCAACCUUCGUAAAGUCGAUCUCGAGGUCGGUCUGACACGAGAGGAGGAAGCGAGGACGGAGGAAACUGUGAUUCCGUCGAACAUCCUCUCACACAUUGGACCAAUUGACAUAUGCCGGAGGCUGCUCAGACAUAUGAGGAAGUGUCCAAAUGCCCGCGAUAACAAGCUCCGAGUCCACGACUGGGGAUAUGACUGGCGGCUGAGCCCUGACCUGUUAAGUGGGAGGCUCAUCAAGUUCUUGGAAUCCCUGGAAUGCAACCAACCAGGAACCCCUCCGGAAAGGAGAGGAGCAACGGUGGUGGCUCACAGUCUUGGUGGGCUUAUCACAAGGCAUGCGGUCAACCAGAGACCGGAUCUGUUUGCAGGAGUGGUCUAUGCUGGAGUUCCACAACACUGUGUAAAUAUUCUCGGGCCACUGCGGAACGGGGACGAUGUUCUUCUCAGUUCCAAGGUUCUCACGGCACAGGUCAACUUUACGUUCCGCACGAGCUUCGCUCUGCUUCCGGAUGACGGGCAUUGCUUUCUUCAAAAACACACCAAUAAACGAUACGACCUGGACUUUUUCGACCCCCAUGUCUGGGACGAAUAUCGGCUGUCACCUUGCGUCAGCCCUCCGCUGCACCACCAGCAUCGCCGGAAUAGUGAACGGAGAAAGAGUCUGAUGGGGACCAUUUCAGACACUAUCUCGUCAUCUGGCAAACGAGGUUCGGCGCAACAGACAUUGGAGGCUGCUAAUCAGCGGUUAGGCGACACGGCGACUGAGGCUGCGCGCAUGGCGGAAGAUCCUGGCGAAGAGGUGAUGGGACCUACGAUGAAGCAGGCUCAGCACGCCCAGAACCGUCCUUCGGUUGCGACAGCUUGCACUAUCCCCAAGGAUGCCGCCAUGGAAUACCUUGGGCGGACACUGAGUGAGAUUCGAGCCUUCAGGCAACAAUUAAACUUUAAUCCCAGUCAUCAAGAGAACAACUUGUAUCCACCACAUGGACUCAUCUUUGGCAAGACGGUCCCAACGGUCUACGGAGCAAGAGUCGCAAAUAAGGAAGCAAUCAAGUACGACGAUGCAUACGAUGACCUCGCUUUUGCUGCUGGUGACGGGGUUGUGUUGGCCAGUGCAGCCCAACUGCCAGAAGGAUAUCGAUGUGUCAAGGGCGGGAGGGUGGAAAGUGAUCGAGGACACGUCGGCAUUCUAGGAGAUCUCGAAGGAGUCGGACGAUGUCUGGAGGCGGUAGUGGAAGCCCGCGCCAAAGGAGUCGGACGGGGCAAGGAUGCUCUUCGCAACAGGAGCGACCAGACCGGAUUGUGA